Messenger RNA from Odocoileus virginianus texanus, 2825 nucleotides. NCBI's taxonomy places the organism in Eukaryota, Metazoa, Chordata, Mammalia, Artiodactyla, Cervidae. The record is from RefSeq and is a predicted model, not a curated record.
ACCUCCCUAGCUUGCCAGGUAACCGCUGCGGGGCUGCUGUGAUCAGGACCGGGUUGAGAAGAAGGUUGUUGGGCUGAGGGGCUUCAAGGCUUUCCCUGGAAAUGGGGAGAGGUGGGAGAGCGUUCUUUGCUGAGGGGAUGCUGCCGUAACUGGGUUAAGGCGAGGAGUUCACUUCUCUGAGAAUUGGUAGAUUUAUGGAUGGGAAGUGGGGGAGAUAAGGAUGGACAGGGAGGCAGGGGCCAGACCUGCUGUGUCUCCAUUCGGGGAAGUGGUGAACCCUCGAAGGGUUUGGAGCAGCAAGAGACAUGCCAAAUUUUUUUGGACAGAGAUCCCUAUGGCCUCUAAUCUUUGCCCGUGCAGUUCAGAUAGAAACCCCAAGAUGGAAUGGGCCUGUGCCCUUUUCAGGGGAAACCCAUGGCCACCUGAACUUUAAUUAGCUGGCUUUUCUCUCUUAUGCCUUCUCCCUGAGAUACAAGUAAAUCAACUCCCACAGCUGAAGUCACAUCUUGACCCUGAUGAAAUGGACACCUCCAUCUCCAAGCUAGUCCUGAGUGUCCAAUUCCUUCUGGGUGUCUCCAGAUAGAGUUGUCUUUCUGGGCUCCCCCAUUUCUCACUUCCCACAUUCCUCAUAUCGCUCUGGAUCAGUCUAUCUAUUGAGCACCUGCUACAAGUCUGGUGGUUUGGGGCACUGAAGAUCCAAAAGUGAGCAAAACAGGGACUUCCCUAGUGGUAUAGGGUUUAAGACUCUGCGCUUCCACUGCAGGGGGCUUGGAUUCUAUCCCUGGUCGGGGAGCUAAGAUCCCACAUGCUGCAUGAAGCAUGGCCAAAACAUUAAAAAAAAAAAAAAAAGUGAGCAAAACAGAAGGUUUCUUUUUCCUUUCCGCCCUCAUGGAAGUGAGUCUAAGGGGAGAGAAGGAGCCUGGGCAGGUAAUAAAUCAUCAUUUCAGGGGAUGACAAGUACUGAGAAGGAGAUGAAUGUUCCACAGGUAAGGAACAGAGGAGGAUCAGGAAGAGAGGUGCUGUAGAGAAGGAGGCCAGGCAAGCGCCCUCUGAGGUGGUUGCCGCGAGACUUGAAAGAGAGAGCAAUUGGGUUGUACUUGGGAAGAGCAUCCUCGCAGAGGGAACAGCCGGUGCAGAGGCCCUGAGGCAGGAUGAUGACUGGCUGGUUCCUAUGAUCAGUGACGAGGCUAAUGUGGCCAAGCAGAGUGAACGAGAGGGGCUGAUCCAAGCAGGGUCUUUUUGAUCACCCGCCUUUUGUCCUAAGUGAAACAGGCAGGGUUUUCAGCAGGUAAGAUUGCUGCAGUGGCUCAGGUGAGCUGGAUGAUGACCUGGACCAGGUGGUAGCUAUGGAGACAUUAAAAAGGGGCCAGGGCCAGGGCUGGGGACAUCAUCACUUGCUGUUCGAACAAAGACGCCGUUGGGAAAAUGGGUGUGACUGGGGUUUAACUCUGGGCCAGGCCUGUGUGGGCCGCCCUCUUUCCCACUGCAGACCCAGAGAGGGCCAUGAAGGUGCUGCUCCUCACGGGGCUGGGAGCCCUGUUCUUUGCCUAUUACUGGGAUGACAACUUUGACCCAGCCAGCCUCCAGGGAGCCCGUGUGCUACUGACCGGAGUCAGUGCCGGCGUAGGGGAAGAGCUGGCGUAUCACUACGCGCGCCUAGGCUCCCACCUAGUGCUCACUGCCCACACCGAAGCUUUCCUGCAGCAGGAGGGCUGGACUACCUGGUGCUGAACCACCUCGGCGCCGCCCCAGCAGGCAUGCGGGUCCGCAGCUCCCAGUCGACACGCUGGCUCAUGCAGGUGAACUUCCUAAGUUACGUGCAGUUGACAUCUUCGGCGCUGCCGAGCCUGACUGACAGCAAGGGCUCCCUGGUGGUGGUGUCCUCAUUGCUCGGCCGGGUGCCCACUUCCUUCUCCAGCCCCUACUCGGCAGCCAAGUUCGCACUGGACAGCUUCUUCAGUUCUCUCCGGCGGGAGCUGGACGUGCAGGAAGUGAAUGUGGCCAUUACCAUGUGCGUUCUGGGUCUCCGAGACCGUGCCUCAGCCGCCGAGGGAGUCAGGGGCAUCACGAGGGUAAAGGAGGCUCCAGGGCCCAAGGCAGCCCUGGCUGUGAUCCGCGGAGGCGCCACACGUGCCUCCGGCGUCUUCUACCCGUGGCGCUUCCACCUGCUCUGCCUGCUCCGCAGCUGGAUGCCACACUCGAGGGCCUGGUUCGUCCGCCAGGAGCUCAACAUAACGACUCCCCCUGCUGCCUGAGCCGCUGGGCUUGAGGCCCCUUCAUCUUCCCAGAAGACGAUCCUCCAGCCAACCGUCCUGGAGCCGGGACACACACUGAAGACACUUCUGAGCAGGUAGUCAAGGACCAAGAGAAAGUCAUAAAGACACAAAAGUAAACCCGAGGAAAACUACCAACACUUGAAAACAAGCAGAAGUCGGAGUGUACCAGGCAUCUUGUCAGGAAGUAAAUUACCUCAGUCUUCUUAGCUGUUACUGAUGAUAUGAGAGCUGCUUCCAUUUUGCAGAUGAACAAACUGAGGCUCAGAGAGGCGAUGUGACUUGCCCCAGAGCCCCGGCCACAUCCAACAGGUCAUACCACCACUGAGCCACCCUUGGAGCCCUCUCUAUCUGUGACCUAAACCCACUGCCUCCCGCUUUGUUCCUUCCAUUCAGCCAGCCUCGGAGCAUCCUCCAACCCUUUCCCCAAGCAAGGGAGCCCUCAAAGCUCUUGAGUUGCUCUUGGGGUCUGAGGAGAGGGAGGAGGAAAAGAACAUGUUCUAGGCUAGGUCCAACCUCCCAUUUGAUAAUAAAAACCCUUCUUCCCUUGCA